AUGUAUGUAGUUAAAUGGCCGUUGCGCGUGACAGUGGAGUCGCGGACCGCGGUUCGUCAGGGCGAUGAGCCAAGCGUAUGGUUGCAACACAGCACGACAGGUCCCGCCUUUGUUGCACAACCUGGUGCAUUUUCGCUCUUGUUCAUCGUACACUCCGCCCAGAGGAUAUGCGCGACCGAGGUGCAUAGCCAAAACCACACAACCCCUCGUUCUUUUCAACGCGGCAAGGCCAUUUGGCACCAUGGGGCGCAAUCGGGCUGCCUCGACUGCGUCGAACAAGAGCACAUGUAUGAUUACCUUGCGAAAAUUGUGCUGCUAGGUCCGAGCGGAGCUGGAAAAUCGUGUCUGCUACACCGAUUCGUAAAGAAUGAAUGGCGCGUCCUCUCCUCACAAACCAUCGGCGUCGAGUUCUCCUCCAAAAUCGUCCACAUCGCCGACCGCAAAGCCCACGCCUCUGCCCGCAAGCGCAUCAAACUCCAACUCUGGGACACGGCCGGCACCGAACGCUUCCGCUCGGUAUCGCGAUCCUACUACCGCGGCGCGGCCGGUGCCAUUCUCGUCUACGAUGUGAGCAGCUGGCGGAGUUUUGAGCAACUACAGACGUUUUUGAAUGAUGCGCGCGCACUGGCGGGACCAGACAUCACCAUUAUACUGGCGGGCAACAAAGCCGACGUGGAAGACGGGCCGCCACCGCCGUCGAGCGUCGGGGGUCAUGGGGCAUUGGGAAGUUACAGCAGCACGCCCUCUAGUGAAAGCGGGUUCUCCCCACCAACGCCCGGUUCGCAGUCCUCGCAUGCGCCAUCACUGAACGGAAAUUUACAUGCGUCGUACACGGUUGCGCCUGAUGGACGCGAGGUAGCCACCGACACGGCUUCACGUUGGGCAGGUGAGAAUGGGAUACCAGUGGCGGUCGAAGUGUCUGCGCUGAAUGGCGAAAAUGUAGAGGAGCUAUUUACAAGACUGGCACGCAUGAUACUCACAAAGAUUGAAUUGGGCGAAAUCGACCCCGACGAUCCGGCAAGUGGAAUCCAAUAUGGCGAUCUGGGCUGGGACGAUGGCGGCGGGAGCAUCAAGAGUGGGUUUGGGGAUGAGGGUCUACGGUCGAGGAGGAGAGGAAAGAAAGCUGGAGCUUUGGGCGAAUGGGAGGGCGUGUUCAGGAUCGGGGGGAACCGGCGAAGAGGGGGUUGUUGCUGA
This is a messenger RNA of Plenodomus lingam JN3, 1194 nucleotides long. RefSeq lists its product as uncharacterized. Gene Ontology annotation, molecular function: GTP binding; GTPase activity. Gene Ontology annotation, biological process: regulation of endocytosis; vesicle-mediated transport. NCBI's taxonomy places the organism in Eukaryota, Fungi, Ascomycota, Dothideomycetes, Pleosporales, Leptosphaeriaceae. The record is from RefSeq and is a predicted model, not a curated record. Gene Ontology annotation, cellular component: recycling endosome; plasma membrane.